This is a messenger RNA of Pseudocercospora fijiensis CIRAD86, 421 nucleotides long. RefSeq lists its product as uncharacterized. The transcript has 3 exons. The record is from RefSeq and is a predicted model, not a curated record. Bases 82 to 408 code for a protein of 108 amino acids. Lineage: Eukaryota; Fungi; Ascomycota; Dothideomycetes; Mycosphaerellales; Mycosphaerellaceae.
UUGCGAUCCUCCAUAAGACGACUUGUCGCGACCAGAUCAGCAGCAUUAUCCAAGAGGUCCUUCACAGCAACAACCGCAACCAUGGGCAAGCAAGAGUGGAUCUGUAUCCUGCCCGACGGCGCCGGCAAGCUUGACGCGAGAAUGAAAGUUAGGCCACAGCAUCUCGAAGGUGUCAAGCCCAAAGUCGCCUCGGGUCUUGUCGUCAUGGGCGGCGCUACGCUAGAUGAACCCAUAAAAGAAGGCGAAGGUCUGAAGAUCAAUGGGUCUAUAAUGAUGGUUGAAGCAGACACAAGAGAAGAGGUGGAGAGGGCCAUCAAGGAAGAUAUAUACUACAAGGAGGGUGUCUGGGACGCAGAGAAGGUUCAGAUUAUGCCCUUCAAGAGUGCCGUCAGAGAACCAUUGAAGUAAAUGUGCAGCGCAA